This is a messenger RNA of Miscanthus lutarioriparius, 411 nucleotides long. NCBI's taxonomy places the organism in Eukaryota, Viridiplantae, Streptophyta, Magnoliopsida, Poales, Poaceae. The record is from the annotation of a GenBank genome assembly.
AUGGUGGAACCCAUCGCCGCCGCCGCCCCGCCGCCGGGCGCGCCCUCGUUCUCCUACCUGGCCGUGUUCUCCAACUGCCCGCUCGUCGCCGCCGUGCUCGCCUUCGCCAUCGCGCAGUCCAUCAAGGUCCUCACCACCUGGUACAAGGAGAACCGGUGGGACGCGAAGCAGCUGGUGGGAUCCGGCGGGAUGCCGUCCUCGCACUCGGCCACCGUCACCGCGCUCGCCGUCGCCGUCGGCCUGCAGGAGGGGCUCGCGAGCUCGCUCUUCGCCACCGCCGCCGUCUUCGCCUCCGUGGUGAUGUACGAUGCUUUUGGUGUUAGGCUACAUGCAGGGAAGCAAGCAGAGGCAGAAUGGCACCUAGCUUGUAGUGUUGCUCAAUCAUUAUAUGAAACCUCAUUGAUUGUGUGA